AUGUCAAAAGAAACACAAACGAAAGUGAAGUUUAGUUAUAAUCGCAGUUCUCGCAAAGUUUGGGUUGGUGUAAAACGCGACACAACUGUGUGGUUUACCGGAGAGUUGGCAACCGUCUUGGGAUUUGACCAGGACACUCUUAUUGAAAAGAAAACUUUGAGUCCCUAUCCUACAGAUAUCAAUGGUUGA
This is a messenger RNA of Paramuricea clavata, 189 nucleotides long. NCBI's taxonomy places the organism in Eukaryota, Metazoa, Cnidaria, Anthozoa, Malacalcyonacea, Plexauridae. The record is from the annotation of a GenBank genome assembly.